Messenger RNA from Stegastes partitus (bicolor damselfish), 1696 nucleotides. It is a transcript of the gene map3k7cl, whose product is annotated as map3k7 C-terminal like. Lineage: Eukaryota; Metazoa; Chordata; Actinopteri; Pomacentridae. Bases 528 to 959 code for a protein of 143 amino acids. The record is from RefSeq and is a predicted model, not a curated record. The transcript has 6 exons. Gene Ontology annotation, cellular component: nucleus; cytosol.
CGCCUGCGCCCUGUGUUGCUCUCCGCCGCGUGGCUGCAGUCCGUGGAUAACAUGUACAUGCCCACGCAAACUUGAGCAGCUGGAGUCCCUCUGACUGACACUAGUGUAGAGGACGUUUUGGCUAUAUGGUGGGAAACGUGUGCUCAACUGAAUACAAAAUAAUCUCGAUAGAGUCUCAAGAUAGAAGGGGAGGUCAGCUCUUGGAGAGGUAGUUGUGCCAUCUAUGUUGGAUUUGCGCCGGGGCGCAGCGGCUGAGACGCGAGCGUACUUUUUCUGAAGACACUUCAACGCUGCUCCGACGGGAAACCGACAACAAUCAUCAUUGGGGACGUACACGACUGCCUGAUUUUUUACUUAUUUUACUACAAGGAUUUUUAUUUUUUAUUUUUGGGUUGGGUUCGUGCUACUUCAGAUCCUAAGGUGGCAUCUUCACAUCACUUGUUAUGUCUGUUGUAAAUCAAGAGACAUUCGAUUUUAAGCUGUACAACAGAGAAAAACAGGAAAUCAUCACAUUAAAGAAGGGAUAAAUGAUCACCUCAACCAGAAGAGUGUCUCCUGAUAAAUCUGAAGUUAGAAUCGCCUUCAGCCUCGAUGGCACAUCAGACAGAAAAGAUGCGGAGGACCUCUCUCAGACUUUCCCAGAUCUUGAACAGCGAUUACAGCCAGUGCCACCUUGUGUUUCUCUGAGAGAGAGCGUUCAGGUGUACAAGGAACACUGCAGGAUGGCGCGAGAGUUCCACCAGGUCAAACACGAGAUUGCUGUGCUGGAGGACCGCAAGCGUAAGCUGCUGGCGGAGCUGGUGGAGGAUGAGAAGGUUGCCAUGGAGAUCGCCCGUCUAGAGGAGGAGUUUCGGCGUCUAACGGAAGAGAACCGCAUCUUAGUGACCGUCCACAACGAGCGUGCUCAGCAGCUGGAGAGGCUCUGCCCGAGCAGUCGGACGAGGCAAGACUCCUCGUGACCUCUGACCUCCACAGAACCCGAGACCACCUGACUCUCAGCUGACACCAUGCCAGGAAACCCAACCGAAGGCUCAGCUCAGUGCUCAUUCUACACAACUGCAGUCUGUGAAUCAGCUAAUUACACAGAAAGGUGCUGUGUUUAUUCAUGUCUGAGUCAUUCACUUGAACCACAGACGUACGCAGACGUCAUCAUCGUGAAGUUGUUAGUGAUUCUGCCGAGCUAUGACACAACGCCACUUUUUCAGGUUACUGUUAUGUUUUCAUGUGAUCUUCGCGGUCGCUAUUGCAAUACCUAAUACGAUGUAUUCGUGCAAUGUCAGCUGCUGUGAAUGUGACCAGAUAUUCUUGAUGUCUGUCUCAGGUCCUGUGGAGACUCAGAUCUUUUAGCUAAGGUCUGUCGAGCUAGCCAGAGGCGGUACGAUGCGGUCCAAAUGUUGUAUUUUAUCGAGUGUUUUUAACCUCCUCUUCCUCUCUCCCACCCCCAGCAUAAAGAUGAGUGUUUAACACAGUGUCAGGGAUCUGGAAAUUACAACCAUUUGUCAGAAACACAAAAAGAAGAAGGGUCAUCAUCCAGUUCACAGUAUUUGCUGCGACACUGUAAGCGUUGUACAUUUUUUUUUGUUUUUUGUUUUUGAGUAGUUAAUGUAGCGUACCUGUAGAAGGGGAAGCAUACGACAAGAUAAACUGUUGCUUACUGUCCUCAUCUAUUAAUAAAAUGCUUUUGAUUUUAACAGCA